UUAAUGAAACACAGCAAAAUAAGCAGACGUUUUCAAUUCGGUGAAAGAGGAGGAAAGCGUAUUUGUGAUGAAUGUAUGAAGAAUGGGGCUUGUGAAGGGAAUGAUUUUAAUGGCUUUAAAAUCACCCAUGAUUUUUCUGAUAAUUUGACUAAACUGGAAAUUGAAAUUGAAGGAGAAGUGUUAGUUUGUUUUGUAUAUUCCUUUUAUAAAAUAUUUAAGACUUUCACAUAUAUGUAUUAG
Meloidogyne enterolobii is the source of this 240-nucleotide messenger RNA. NCBI's taxonomy places the organism in Eukaryota, Metazoa, Nematoda, Chromadorea, Rhabditida, Meloidogynidae. The record is from the annotation of a GenBank genome assembly.